AUGUCGUCCUUCGUCCUGCCACACUCGUCCCCCGAGUGCACCGUCAACCUCACCAAUGACAUCUCGCAAGACCAGCUGCUCGCCUUCACUGCCUUCAAGAACUGGAUAUCGACGGUGCAGCAUUCGCUUGUCCAACAGCAAAACAAAGACCACGUCUUCCACGAUGCCCCGUACAAGCUCCGCAAAAUCGACGUCCAGGCAUGCGACUGGUUCAGCAAGACCAAGCUCGGCUUCGUGAAGCUCAAGGCCGAAGUCACCAACGACCGGGGAGAAUACCUGCCGGGCUCCAUCUUCCUGCGCGGCGGCAGUGUGGGCAUGCUGCUCAUCCUCCAGCCCGACGACGUGCCCGAGCACACGGAGCAAGACAAGUACGUGAUCCUGACGGUGCAACCGCGCAUACCCGCCGGCUCGCUCUCGCUGGUCGAGCUCCCGGCCGGCAUGCUCGACGACAGCGGCACCUUCGCCGGCGGCGCGGCCAAGGAGAUCGAAGAGGAGACGGGCAUGAAGGUGCCCGAGAGCCAGCUCAUCGACCUGACGGCGCUCGCCGUGCCCAGGACCGAAGACACGACGGGCGAGGCGCUGAAGCAGGCCAUGUAUCCCAGCGCGGGCGGGUGCGACGAGUUCAUCCCGCUGUUCCUGCAUCAGCGGCGGGUGAAGAGGGAGACGCUGAAGGAGUGGCAGGGCAAGUUGACGGGCAUCAGGGAACAUGGCGAGAAGAUCACGCUGAAGCUGGUGAGGCUGGAGGAUCUCUGGAAGGAGGGCGGCCGGGAUGCUAAGGCUUUGGGUGCUUGGGCGUUUUAUGAGGGGCUGAGAAAAGAAGGAAAGAUUGAUGUUUGA
Diplodia corticola is the source of this 837-nucleotide messenger RNA. Its product is annotated as nudix family hydrolase. Gene Ontology annotation, molecular function: ADP-glucose pyrophosphatase activity; ADP-ribose pyrophosphatase activity. The transcript has 2 exons. The record is from RefSeq and is a predicted model, not a curated record. NCBI's taxonomy places the organism in Eukaryota, Fungi, Ascomycota, Dothideomycetes, Botryosphaeriales, Botryosphaeriaceae. The coding region runs from base 1 to 837 and encodes 278 amino acids. Gene Ontology annotation, biological process: ribose phosphate metabolic process; nucleoside phosphate metabolic process.